AUGCUCAGAACAUUCCAACGAUCAUUCAUCAAAUUUCAGACGCCCUCAUUGGCCAUCCGUAAGCAAUGCUUCAGAAGACAAUUCGCUAAUGCGCGCUCCAGUAAAUACCUGGGACGUUCUGGUUCAUCGGUUCGUUAUUGGCCUUGGCUCACAGCAUCGGCAUUGAUUGCCACCUCUUUGUGCCUCUACGAUGAGACGAUACAAAAUGACGAAAAGAAUGAGGGUUCUUUACCCCAUAAUGAAUCGGUACAAGUAGAUUCAAGCGUAUCGGAUUUUCCCCUCACAAUUACAGCCCUAAACUUCCCCGUCUCUACAAAUUUUAAACUGCUAGGAUACGGCCAAAGACAUGUCACAUUUCUAAGGUUCAAGGUUUAUGCCUUGGGCCUAUAUUUAGCUGAAAAUGAUGAAAAUCUGAUUGCAAACACUUUCAAUGAAGCUUACUUGCAUAAAUAUUUCCUUGACGUGGACGAUUCCAAGACUCCCAAGCAAAACCUGGCUAGAUUUUUGAAGCAGGAUGAUUCAAAAUCAGUCAUGAUGAUUGAUGAUUUACUGGAUUCGGGAAUGAGAAUGUUGGCAAAGAUAACACCUGUGAGAAACACAGAUUUCAAGCAUCUCAAAGAGGGUUUGGUCAAAACUAUUUCCAAACAUCCUGAUGUGGUUAACAAUAAAGAAACUUUGGAAAACGGGCUGGAAGAACUAAAUAAAGCCUUUUCACGAAACGGAUCCGUUCGUAAAAAUGAUGACUUGAUCAUCGAGUUACUAGCUAACGGCGCCUUACAGUUUUCGUACCAUGAUAAUAAAAACAAUGAAUCUGAAAUUAUGGGAUUGGUGAACAACCAAUUAGUCGGUAAAUUUUUAUUCAGUCAAUAUUUAAGUGGCGACAAAUCUCCUUCUCCUCAGGCUAAGAAAACCGCUAUUGAUAAAUUGAUUACACUUAUGUAA
Molecule: messenger RNA, 942 nt
Organism: Saccharomyces eubayanus
Lineage: Eukaryota; Fungi; Ascomycota; Saccharomycetes; Saccharomycetales; Saccharomycetaceae
Gene: AIM18
Product: Aim18p
Exons: 1
Coding region: 1-942 (313 amino acids)
Molecular function (GO): intramolecular lyase activity
Source: RefSeq, a predicted model, not a curated record